Molecule: messenger RNA, 1353 nt
Organism: Episyrphus balteatus (marmalade hoverfly)
Lineage: Eukaryota; Metazoa; Arthropoda; Insecta; Diptera; Syrphidae
Exons: 3
Coding region: 270-1337 (355 amino acids)
Source: RefSeq, a predicted model, not a curated record
UGUCGAACAUACACAAUUCUUAUUGACAACUGGACCAUGUGUCCCUGCGGAGAGUAGUUGCAACUAUUUAUACACAUCAAAAUAUCAGAAAUUGCGGGAAACAUAUGACAAUUGAGUGGUGCUUUAAUAAAAUUAUUAAUAAACAAUAAAUAAAGAAUUAACUUACAAAUAAAAACUUGUAUUCAUAAAAAGAAAAGACAACCAUGCCUGCUAACAAUGGACACUGUGGGGUUCCCCAGUAAAACUCAUAUCGGAAGGAUGGAAUAUCCAUGUUCCAUCUCCCAAAAGAUGUUCGGGAGUCUGCUAUUCUUUUGAAGAAAUGGUCCAGCACUCUUCGGAUGGGAAAACAAUUUCCGAAACAAUUUUUUAUAUGUGAGUUGCAUUUCCAUAAACAUCAAGUCCUGAGGCGAAAUAAAGGCGACGCUAAAUCACUACCGGUUUUAGUGAAGGGUGCGUUUCCCUCGCAAAACCUUCCCAAAUCUGUGGUAAAAACCAAUCAAAUAAGAUCUAGAAGACUUUUGUCUAGAGCUUUGUCCAUUGCUAGAAGUCGAAAAAGUGAAGAACAUGAUCAUGGAGAAGGGAAUGUCGGAGAAGAAACGAAUAGGAUUGACAACGAGGAUGAGGAUGCUGAAAAUGUUGGUGGUACUGAAGACAUUUGCAGAGGCUUUUGCAAUAAAGGCAUUCAAGUGAAUUUAAAUCCAACUACUGUAAGCUCCUUGUGCGAGAAAACAGCUAAACUUUAUUUUGUCGAUACAAUAAAGCAUUUAGCCAAAAUAGUUGGACCCUUGAUAUACUGGCCGACAAGGGAACAAAAUGCGAAGAGGAUGCCUAAAUGCUUUGAGUAUUUUCAAAAUGUAAGGACAAUUUUAGACUGCACGGAGAUGAAGACGGUAACGUUCCGAUGCCUUAAAUGUAGAACUGGAGUUUAUUCGCAAUAUAAGGGAGCAGCCACGCUUAAAGUGUUGAUUGGAAUUUCACCAUCGAGAGCUAUAAACUUUCUGAGCAAAGUUGCCAGUGGAAGAUCUUCGGAUAAGGCGAUAAUUAACCGCUCAGAUCUUCUUUCGAAACUGGAACCAGGAGACGCAUUAAGGGUCGACAAAGGCUUCAUGAUCGGCGAUGAACUCAAUAAAGCGGGAAUUGAAAUAAUAAGACCGAAAUUUCAUUUCGAACCUUUUUCGGGAGAAGAUGUAAGAAGAAACACUAGAAUUGCUGCAGCGAGAGUACACGUUGAAAAUAAAUUUGCUAGACUUAAAAUGUUCAAGAUACUAUCAGAUAAAACCCAUUCAUUUGUUAUACCAUAUAUAGACGACAUUAUGAUAGUUUUAUGCAGUCUGUAAAAUUAUGGUACACCUA